Aedes albopictus (Asian tiger mosquito) is the source of this 5083-nucleotide messenger RNA. RefSeq lists its product as uncharacterized. NCBI's taxonomy places the organism in Eukaryota, Metazoa, Arthropoda, Insecta, Diptera, Culicidae. Gene Ontology annotation, biological process: DNA integration. The record is from RefSeq and is a predicted model, not a curated record. The transcript is spliced from 2 exons. The coding region runs from base 16 to 3840 and encodes 1274 amino acids. Gene Ontology annotation, molecular function: nucleic acid binding.
UCACAGCAUUGUCUCAUGACAAGAGGUUUCGCUAGCAAGCUGAAGCUAGACGAAACGCCAGUCUAUCUGUCGAUUCAAGGCAUUGGAUCGUCGCAAGCAGUGUCGACAAGGCUGAUUACCGCUGUAGUUGGUCCAAGGUCGCCGAAAAUAUCGUCGUUCGUCGAGGAGAUGUCGUUUCACGUGUUGCCGAAGCUGACUGUGUCACUGCCGACAGCAAGCUUCUGUGUCGCAACGUGGAAUCUUCCGAAUCCCUCGGUGCUAGCAGAUCCCAAGUUCUUCGAGAUAGGACCGAUAGACAUCAUCAUCGGAGCAGAAUACUACAUGGAGCUGCUCAAAAACGAACGGCGGAGGGCAACAGACGACGGCCCGACUCUACAAGACACCGUGUUCGGAUGGAUUGUUUCCGGUCCUGUUCCCGAGGGUCCGACUGCUGCAACGUACUCCUUAACCCACGUUUGUUCGACGGCGGAGAUCCAGGAUCAACUUUCCCGGUUCUGGGAAGUAGAGACUUGCCAGUCAACCAGCACACUGUCGGUCGAAGAAUCGGCCUGCGAGGAGUUUUUCGACAGAACGACGUUUCGGGACGAAGAAGGGAGGUACGUAGUCACACUGCCGAAGAAGGAGCGAGUGAUCCAGCAGCUAGGCGACUCCAGAUCAACAGCAAUCAAGCGCUUUUUGGGAGUAGAACGGCGGCUCGCGAUGAAUCCAGAACUGAAGAAGCAGUACGCGGAGUUCAUGCGCGAAUAUCUGGACAUGGACCACAUGAGGGAGCUUUCCGACGAUGAUGCGAGCGCGUUGUCGUAUUACUUGCCUCACCACGCUGUUCUGAAGCCAGACAGCACGACUACGAAGCUGCGUGUCGUUUUCGAUGCUUCCUGCAAGACGUCCAGUGGAAUCUCUUUGAACGAUGCCCUAAUGGUGGGACCCGUAGUGCAGGACAUGAUCGUGGACAUCACACUCCGGUUCCGUACGCACCGAUUCGCCCUCGUAGGAGACGUCGCUAAAAUGUACCGCAUGGUGCUGAUGAAUGCAGCCGAUCAGCAGCUGCAAAGGAUCGUUUGGAGAGACAGCGCUUCAGAGCCGAUCCGUACUUUCGCUCUCACGACAGUCACCUACGGUACAGCGUCCGCUCCAUACCUCGCAACGAAGUGUCUGCAGUGUCUGGCAGAUGAAGGGGAAAAGUCGCAUCCUGCAGCGGCAAAGGUCCUCAGAAAGGACUUCUACGUCGAUGAUAUGCUGUCCGGCGUAGACGACAUCGAAGAAGGGAAGACACUAGUUGGUCAGAUGGUAGAACUCCUGCAGUCUGCCGGAUUCUCCUUGCGAAAGUGGAAUUCUAACAGCAAAGAGUUGCUGUCAGCGGUGCCGGAGGGUUUGAGAGAUGAGCGCUCGAUUCUGGAGCUAGAUUCGUCUACCGCCGCCGUGAAAACGUUAGGCUUGACAUGGGAGCCUAGCACGGACUGCUUCCGAUUCAGUUCGCCAGCUUGGAAUGAGGCCGCGGAGAUUACGAAGCGUUGCGUCUUGUCUGAUGCGUCUCGACUGUUUGACCCGUUAGGACUGGUGGGUCCGGUAAUCAUCCAGGCAAAGAUCUUCCUUCAAGAUCUAUGGAAGCACGACUGCGAGUGGGAUAAACCGCUUAGCUCGCAGCUUCAAGAGCAGUGGCGUGAGUACAGGCGAAAUCUAGCAGGCCUAGAUGGGAUUGCAGUUCCCCGAUGGGUUGGAACGAGCCGUAGCACCGAAACGGUUGAGCUGCACGGAUUCUGCGACGCGUCGAACAAGGCAUACGGCGCAUGCGUGUACGUGCGUACUGUGACAGCAGAUGGGAACGUGUCAGUUCACCUGCUGACCUCCAAAUCUCGGGUGGCUCCGCUCGAGAAUUUGAAGAAAAACAAGAAGUCGCUGUCAACACCCCGCCUAGAGUUGUCCUCGGCACUUCUCCUUGCCCACCUAUACGAGAAAGUCGCUAGAAACAUCAACGUCGUCACCAAGUGCCACUUCUGGACAGACUCGACGAUCGUCGUCUGCUGGCUUUCAUCGUCACCUGCGAGAUGGAAGCAGUUUGUGGCAAAUCGUGUCUCCGAAAUCCAGCACAUUACGAAGGGAAGUGUUUGGAAGCACGUCGCCGGUGAGGAUAACCCGGCGGACAUUAUUUCACGAGGAAUGAGUCCAGCACAGCUUCAAUACGAGUCUCGAUGGUUUCACGGACCGAAAUGGUUGAUGUUGGACAACCAGUACUGGCCCACUUCGGCACAGAUCGACGAGGGCAGUCUCGACCAGGCAGAAUUAGAGGAGAAAGCGAUUGUCGCAGCCCUCCCCGCUGUUUCCCCUAGUGAGAUCUUCGGACUUCGUUCGUCGCUGGUGGAUCUAGUUCGGCUGACCGUUCACAUUCGACGGUUCAAGUGGAAUUCGUCGCCGGCAAAUCGGUCCUGUCGGAAAGUAGGCUGCAUCACGUCCCAGGAGUACGACGACGCAGUCAAGGAGCUGGUGAAGCUAUCGCAGCAGGAAAGCUUUCCACAGGAAUUCGCAGACAUAGCUCGACACGGACAGGUGCAGGAUUCCUCUAGAAUAUCGAACCUCAAUCCCCAAUUAGUUGAAGGCGUAUUGUGCGUUGGCGGCCGGCUGAAGAACGCGGAUGUUCCGGAUGGCAGGAAGCAUCCGUACAUACUCGACCAUCGGCAUCCCUUCACGAAAAUCGUCGUUGUCUAUUACCACCGCAAAUACUUCCACGCUGGUCAACAGCAGAUCGUCACGGCAGUCCGAGAGCGAUUCUGGGCAACAAGCGCCAGGAAUCUAGCAAGGCAGGUUAUCCACGAAUGCGUGCAGUGCUUUCGUGCGAAACCGAAAAUACAGGAGCAACUGAUGGCCGAUCUACCCCCCGAGCGAGUCAGACCAUGUUUCCCGUUCCAGAAAGUCGGCAUCGAUUACUGCGGCCCGUUCCAUGUGGUGUACCCGCAGCGUAGAGCCCGACCGAUCAAAUGCUUCGUAGCAGUUUACGUGUGCCUAGUUACCAAAGCGGUGCAUUUGGAGCUAGCGGCCGAUCUGUCGACGCAGGCAUUCCUUGAGACGUUGCAACGGUUCACUGCGCGUCGUGGCAAACCAUCGCUGAUAAUGUGCGACAACGGGACGAACUUCGUCGGCGCUCGACGAAAGCUGGAUGAGCUAGCCCAGCUGUUCGCGAGUCAGCAGUUCACGGAUGCAGUGCUACGACAGACGAUAGAGGACAGAAUCGAGUUCCGGUUCAUUCCAGCCCGCUCACCGAACUUCGGAGGACUGUGGGAAUCGGCGGUGAAGUCGUUCAAGACCCUGUUCAAGCGAACGAUUGGCACUCGCAGCCUGGAAUACGACAGGAUGCAAACGGUGCUGGCACAGACAGAGGCAAUCUUGAAUUCAAGACCGCUGACCCCGAUCAGCAACGAUCCGGACGACUUCGAGGCCCUCACCCCUGGACACUUCUUGAUCCAGCGGCCGCUGACGGCCAUUCCGGGACCCGAUCUUGGUGGAGUUCCGGAGAACAGACUUUCGGCUUGGGAAAGAAUGACGGAGUUCACCCAGAGGUUGUGGAAGAAAUGGUCGGAGCAGUAUUUGUCCAACCUCCACAAUCGGACGAAAUGGACGAGGCAGAGGAACAACAUAGCUGUUGGCACUAUGGUUGUUUUGAAAGAGGAGAAUUUGCCACCCUUGAAGUGGCAGUUGGCACGGGUGACCGAGGUUCACCCUGGGUCUGACGGGAACAUCAGAGUUGUUACCGUGCGGACCAAAGAUGGCAGUUACCAGCGAGCGAUCUCCAAGAUCUGCGUGCUGCCAAUCCGAGACAACCUUCCAUCUGGUGAAGGGGAGAACUAGGACUCCUCCAACGGCGGAGGUCGAAAAGACCUCCGCAACCCCAGUUAAGUUAUGUAUUCCUUAAACUUUCGAAAAAGUAACCUCCUCAUUUUUCUUCAGACAUGCCUCCCUGCCGUUUGGUGCAGCCAAACUAACGACACUCAAGCAAAUUUUGAGUUGUCCUCCGUCCGUUGUCAUGAAAUUGAGGUAAUAUGUGUCGUGUACGUUGGUGGUUGUUGCAUGUGCAUCGUUGCAUCCCGUCCAGUUUGUCUCGUCAAUCUAGCAAACGGCUAGAAGUCUGGUAGUAUUUUGUCUGUCCUGACACUAAAGUCACAAAACGUUUGAUGUUCCGAGGUACGUCUACCGUUGCAAUUGGAGGAAGAAGUGCGCAAUUCGACCUCCCGGGUUCCCGCCACGAUUUCCCACGGGUAUGGCCAAUCUGUGAAGAUCGUUCGGCAUCAAGGAUCCGUUAAAAUCGCCACGGAUAGCUAGGAAGCUUACGAGCAUCAUCGUCACCGAGAAACAGGACAAACCGAAUCUACCAUCGUUCGUCAGAGGGAUCGUCGGCGCCACACGGGCGUCCAACGGAGGCCUGAGGGCCUCCGUCCAGGCAAGUCAUUCUUGUUUUCAGCAUUACAUGUGAAAAAGCACCCUUUCAUAUUAUUCAGCAGAGUCCACCAACGUCAUCCGCGGCACAGAUUGCCUCAACAUCCGUCCAAGCCAUCAGUAGUCAGAAGUCCAAGGUCAAGUGUCGUCAGUCGUCAGCUCGAGGACGGCGUCCAUUCAGUUUACCAAGUCAUCACGUCAAGUAAUCAUCCGGUAACUCCGUCGACGAAUUCAAGGAAACAUCAAGCCACCAACGUCCCAUUCGGCACGGUAUGCUUCAGUCCGUCAGCCAACUCCGAGAUCAAGUCAUCGGCAUCGAAUCGUCCAAGUUUCCCUAGUCGAAGUCGUCAAGUCGAGGUCAUCCUCCAGUCAAUCCGUCCAGAUCAUCACUACGUCAAGCCGUCGAAAGUUGUAAACGUCUGAUGGGCAGAAACGCAAGCCUGAAAUCGCAUCGUGAAUUAGCAUCGUCAUCAACCAACCAACUACUACAGUCCACUAAAUUCGAAUCAACGAUAUCGGCAUCCAACGCGCCUGGCAGACACCAAAUCACCGUAUGGAAAGAGUUAAAGUGCAGAAAUUUGUCUGCCAGGUAAGUUGUUCCGAUUUUACUUCACCAACUCCACGAUUCUACAUCCAACUUACUUUUUCACCGAGGAUU